Molecule: messenger RNA, 1550 nt
Organism: Paramecium octaurelia
Lineage: Eukaryota; Ciliophora; Oligohymenophorea; Peniculida; Parameciidae
Source: the annotation of a GenBank genome assembly
AUGAAACCAUUCUUACAACUCAAUGUUAAUGAAAACAUCCCCAGCGACAAAAUUGAUUCCUAUAUCUCUUACAUGGUAUAAAAUCUCAUUACAAUAUAGUCUCAAGUCUACAACGUGCAAUAAUAUAUGCUGAUUCAGGCUUAAAAUUAGAUCAUGCAGGCUCAACUAUUGAAAUUGUAAAGUGGCACUAUUAAUCAGAAUGUCCUUUUAUAACAAAAAGCAGUUUAAUUGUCAGAAAAGAUUAUAGAAAAAGGAGUAUAGAUUUCCACAAAGGACUUUAUUCCAUCUUCUAAUAUGCCAAUUUUAGCCAAAUAUAUAGCUAAUAUAUAUAUUUAUCUAAUGAAAUAAUGCUCAUCGGAUAAUGAUGAAGUCACAUUGAAUUACAUAAAGGACCCCAAUUCGAUUGUUAUUGAUUAGAAGCUAUGGGAUUUAAUAUGUGAGAUAAUCAGUAAAAAGUUAGUUUGUCUCAAAGCCAAUGAUAUAAUUUGCACUAAUAGUAUUGAUUCUAAUUUUAUAUAUAGAUUCUUAAAUUGGAAUUGUUAGCUAAUCUUUGUUAUUUAGCAGUAUCAUAAGGAAGGUCAUCUUCAAGAAAUUGCAUGGAAGUGCUCAAUAGAUCAGCUUUUAAACUUUAAAUGAUUUAUUGGGAUAGGAGAAUAGAUCAGAUGAAUUCUUAUACAAAUUCUUAUGUGAAGAGGACAAGAAUACCAUGACUAGAUAGUCUUGUUAGAUAGCCUUAGAAAAGAUGUUCGAAAAAAGCAAUUAGUAUUUUCAUCAAUCAAAUCUAAUUGAGUAAAUUAUUGAGAACUAAGGAUAAUUUAAUAUUAAUGGAAAUUUUGAGUAUCAUGCUGAAAAGGUAUAAUAAUUCAAUUAUUGAAAUCUAGUACUUGAGCAUAAUCAAAAUAUAUUAGAAUUCUGAUUAAACUAAAGUGAUUGAAUAAUUGAUCACUGGAUUAUUCAUGAAUUAAUAGCAAAUUGAUGGCAAGUAAUUCAUAUUCAAUUCCAAUCGACUUGAGGAAAAACUCAAAAAAAUCUUAUUUAUGUUUGUGGAUAUAGUAAGAAUAGAGAAUUCUAUAAUUUCAAUAGUAUUGGAAAAUAAAAUGUAUGUACUAUUUGUUAAUAGAUAUAGAUCCGAAGAACCCUAGAAAAACCCUCUUGAAUAUUAUGCAAAACUGAUAGAAAGAAUAAAGAAUAAAUGUAGAAGUAAAGAGGAUGAGUUUUGUAAUUGUAAAAGGUGUUUGUGCGUUAAGAGAAACAGAGAUAGCGCAAGAGAAGCAUAGAAAAGAAAGAGGGAAGCUUUGGAGAAGAUUGGCCCCCUUUAACAGGAGUAUGAAAAGAUAAAUAAGAAGGUAAAACUAUAAAAAUAUUUUAGGUUUAAUUAUUAUAAUUUGAUAAUUCAAAAUUAAAGACAGCGUUAUUUGAAGCAUUAAGGAAUCCAGUAAUAGAAAAUAUAAUAAAAACAUAAUAUCAAAGCGAAUUUACUAAUUUAGCAAAUAUGAUUUAAUAAGAGUCUUAGGAUAUAUAAAAAGAGGAGUUUUAAUCAUAGUCCUGAG